AUGGAGAAUUGCAAACCAGUGAAUACUCCACUGGUUCCCAACCUAAAAUUAAGCAAAACAGAUGGUGUAGAGACGGUAGAUGAAGGGAAAUACAGAAGCUUAGUGGGAAGUUUGCUAUAUUACAUAGCCACCAGACCUGAUCUAAUGUUCACUGCAAGCUACCUCUCAAGGUUUAUGAGCAAUCCAAGUGAAUUGCACCUUAAAGCUGCCAAACGUGUGCUGAGUGGUUUGGGUGGAUCCCUGGAUGAUGCUAGGAGCACCUCUGGUUAUGUGUUCUAUCUGAAUAAGGGUGCAAUCAGUUGGCUGUCAAGGAAGUAG
Pistacia vera is the source of this 318-nucleotide messenger RNA. RefSeq names its product secreted RxLR effector protein 161-like. The coding region runs from base 1 to 318 and encodes 105 amino acids. NCBI's taxonomy places the organism in Eukaryota, Viridiplantae, Streptophyta, Magnoliopsida, Sapindales, Anacardiaceae. The transcript is spliced from 2 exons. The record is from RefSeq and is a predicted model, not a curated record.